This is a messenger RNA of Cyclospora cayetanensis, 2319 nucleotides long. Its product is annotated as glutamate--tRNA ligase, cytoplasmic. The record is from RefSeq and is a predicted model, not a curated record. Bases 1 to 2319 code for a protein of 772 amino acids. The transcript has 14 exons. NCBI's taxonomy places the organism in Eukaryota, Apicomplexa, Conoidasida, Eucoccidiorida, Eimeriidae. Gene Ontology annotation, cellular component: methionyl glutamyl tRNA synthetase complex; cytosol; cytoplasm. Gene Ontology annotation, molecular function: glutamate-tRNA ligase activity; ATP binding. Gene Ontology annotation, biological process: glutamyl-tRNA aminoacylation; translation.
AUGGCACCCAGCACCCUCACGAUCGCGUUUGAUCCCAAGCAGCCGCCGCUGCUCCUCUUGGCUCUCGCGCAACUGCAAGGGCUCAACUCGAAGCAGCUUGCAUUUUGUUCUACGGACCGUCCAGAGGACGCUGGACUGGUCGCGCUGCAACAGCAGCAAGAGCAACAGGAAAAUCCAUCUGUAGAGGUUCUGCCGGAGCUUGAAGCUGCGAAGCGCAUAGCUCGCUGCACAUCUCAGGGAGAGACUCUUCUCCCUGACAUGGAGGGCGAGGUCCUCUUGGAUGCCUUGCUAACCGUUCUGUCUGGAUGCCCCUUCUCGGGCAGUUUCUACACCUCAAGCGCCCCUAAGGACGCCGGGCUGAAAAAAAUGAAUGCAUAUUUGGGCUUCCGUACUUUCUUGUCUGGUCACCGACUCACUCUUGUUGAUAUUGGGGUGUACGUACAGCUAAGAACUGCUGUAGGCGCUGAGAAGACCGGCGCGCUCCCGGAGAAAUGGACUGCGCAGUACCCUGCAUUGAUCCGAUGGUACAACUACAUGCACGGACUAAAGGAAGUACGGGGUCCUAUUGAGCGAGCUCUCAAGCAGAAGGCUAUAGGUCCUAGACCAGCCGUUUCUACUGCUGCUGCGGAGAAGGGGGCAGCAGCGAAGGGCAAAGAGAAGACUGAAGGCCAUGCUUCAUAUGAAGGAAAACUGGAGGGGGCAGAGAUGGGCCGCGUGGUGACUCGCUUCCCACCGGAACCUUCAGGAUAUCUGCAUAUUGGUCACGCAAAAGCUGCUCUCCUCAACGGAUACUUCGCGAAGAAAUACCAAGGACGCAUGAUUUUCAGAUUUGAUGACACAAACCCGGCAAAGGAAAACGACGAAUUCGAGCAGAGCAUCUUGCACGAUACGGAGCUCCUAGGUGUCCAGUGGGAACGUGUAACACACACCUCAGACUACAUUGAGCAGCUGCAAGACACAUGCACCGCAAUGAUUCAGAAGGGGGUCUUUUACGUAGACAACACUCCUACUGAGCAGAUGCGACUGGAAAGAGGGGAAGGUAUAGAGUCAGCCUCGCGCGCUUUGCCUGUUGAGGAGCACCUGCGCCGUUGGGAGCAAAUGAUACAGGGAACGGCAGAGGGGCAGCAAUGCUGCGUUCGCGCGAAGAUCGACAUGCAGUGCAAGAAUAAGUGCAUGCGCGACCCCGUAAUGUUCCGCUGUGUUGUGGAUCCCCCUCACCACCGACUUGGCACGAAAUUCAAGGCCUAUCCCACCUACGACUUUGCCUGCCCGGUUGUUGACUCUUGGGAAGGGGUCACGCAUGCUCUGAGGACCAACGAAUAUGCAGACAGAAUCCCACAGUACCACUGGGUCCAAGAAGCUCUUGGACUUCGCAAGGUUUGCAUUUAUGAGUUUUCCCGGCUCUGCUUUGUUCGUACGGUCCUCUCAAAACGCAAGCUCAAGUACUUUGUCACUGAGGGGCUGGUCACCGGAUGGGAUGACCCUCGCAUGCCCACUGUACGGGGUAUCUUGCGCCGUGGGCUGACUGUUGAAGCCCUUCUGGAGUUCAUUUUGCAACAGGGACCCUCUAAAGCCGGAAACCUGAUGGAGUGGGAUAAACUCUGGACACUGAACAAACAAAUUAUCGACCCGAUCGUGCCGCGCUAUAUGGCAGUAUCGAGAGCGGAUGGAGUGACGGUUACCAUCACAGGUGGCCCAGAGAGCGUCACAACACAAUCUCGCCGGCUACAUGCGAAGAACAAGUCGCUUGGCCAUGUGCCGCUGUACCUCAGCAACCAGAUUCUUAUUGAAGCUGAUGAUGCCCAAGUCUGCCAAGAUGGAGAGGAGGUGACUUUAAUGCACUGGGGCAACUGCAUUUUUGAGCAUCUCGAGAAGGACGCCAACGGGAAGGUUACAGCAAUCCGCGGGAAGCUCCAUCUAGAGGGGGACUUUAAAAAAACAAAAAAGAAGCUCAACUGGGUGCCUAUUCUUCCGCCGGAGAGUGAGAGACAGCUGACCCCUCUGAUACUGCGCGAGUUCGAUCAUCUCAUCACUGUGGACAAGCUCGAACAGGAAACAGACGAAGCAUGGGAAGAUUGCGUAAACAGGAACACCCAGUUUGACACGGAGGCCCUUGGAGACCCCAAUCUUCGAAGCCUAAAAACUGGAGACAAGUUACAGUUAGAGCGCAGAGGUUACUUCCGGGUGGAUGAAGUGGAUGGUGACUGUCUAGUCCUCGUCAAGAUUCCCGACGGGCGCGCAAAAGCCAUGUCGACCGUCAGCAGCAAGGUGCAGGCUGCCGCUCUCUCCGGGGCUAAGGUUGGAGCGAAGGGCAAGUGA